Bubalus bubalis (water buffalo) is the source of this 4989-nucleotide messenger RNA. RefSeq names its product slit guidance ligand 1 (gene SLIT1). Gene Ontology annotation, molecular function: heparin binding; Roundabout binding; calcium ion binding. The transcript is spliced from 37 exons. The record is from RefSeq and is a predicted model, not a curated record. Gene Ontology annotation, biological process: axon guidance; negative chemotaxis. NCBI's taxonomy places the organism in Eukaryota, Metazoa, Chordata, Mammalia, Artiodactyla, Bovidae. The coding region runs from base 385 to 4989 and encodes 1534 amino acids.
GAUGGAUGACUGCUGGGUGGGAGCGAGCGUGCGGGUGUGAGUGUGUGUGUGUAUGUGUGUGUGCGCGGGGUGCGUGCGCGCGCGGGGCCUGCCCAUUUUCCUCCUCGCAGCAGUCAGUUGGGAGCUGGAGGGCGGGAGGGAGACGCAGGCAGAGAGAAACGGAGAGGAGCCGAGCGCCCUCCGCCCAAGGCGCGCUCCCUCUGUCCGCGCACAGGCGCCGGCGCUUGGAGGAGCAAGGUGCCACCCAGCCCGCAAGGGCGCAGCGUACAAGCUCACGGUCUCCUCGGUGGCUCUGCCACGGGACUGCACCUGGAGGCCACCCCGGACGGGGAUGGUGAGCGGCUGCCGCCGUCUGGCACGGAAGCGGGACGCGGUGAGGGCACCAUGGCGCUGACACCCCCGAGGGGGCCCUCGGCGUUGCUCGUCCGGCCCGCGCUCUGGCUGCUGCUGUGGGCAGCCGCGUGGCGCCUGGGUGCCACCGGGUGCCCCGCCCUCUGCACCUGCGCUGGCACCACGGUGGAUUGCCACGGCACCGGGCUGCGGGCCGUUCCCAAGAACAUCCCGCGGAACACGGAGCGCCUGGAACUCAAUGGCAACAACAUCACUCGAAUCCACAAGAACGACUUCGUGGGACUCAAGCAGCUGCGGGUGCUGCAGCUGAUGGAGAACCAGAUUGGAGUGGUGGAACGAGGGGCUUUUGAUGACAUGAAGGAGCUGGAGCGGCUACGACUCAACCGGAACCUGCUGCACACGUUACCAGAGCUGCUGUUCCAGAAUAACCAGGCUCUGUCGAGGCUGGACCUAAGUGAGAACACCAUCCAGGCCAUCCCCAGAAAGGCUUUCCGUGGAGCUACAGAUCUCAAAAAUUUACAGCUAGACAAGAACCAGAUUGGCUGCAUUGAGGAAGGAGCUUUCCGGGCUCUGCGGGGGUUAGAGGUGCUGACCCUGAACAACAACAACAUCACCACCAUCCCCGUGUCCAGCUUCAACCACAUGCCCAAGCUGCGGACCUUCCGCCUGCACUCCAACCACCUGUUCUGUGACUGCCACCUGGCCUGGCUCUCCCAGUGGCUGAGGCAACGGCCAACCAUCGGGCUCUUCACCCAGUGCUCGGGCCCCCCUGGCCUGCGCGGCCUCAACGUGGCUGAGGUCCAGAAGAGUGAGUUCAGCUGCUCAGGCCAGGGGGAGGCGGGGCGCGCGCCCUCCUGCACCCUCUCCUCCGGCUCCUGUCCGGCCAUGUGCGCCUGCAGCAACGGCAUCGUGGAUUGUCGCGGCAAAGGCCUGACCGCCAUCCCCGCCAACCUGCCCGAGGCCAUGACAGAGAUCCGGCUGGAGCUCAACGGGAUCAAGUCCAUCCCCCCGGGGGCCUUCUCUCCCUACAGAAAGCUGCGGAGGAUAGACUUGAGCAACAACCAGAUCUCGGAGAUCGCGCCUGAUGCCUUCCAGGGCCUCCGGUCCCUGAACUCACUGGUCCUCUAUGGGAACAAGAUCACAGACCUCCCCCAGGGCGUGUUUGGAGGCCUGUUCACCCUACAGCUCCUGCUCCUGAAUGCCAACAAGAUCAACUGCAUCCGGCUCGAUGCCUUCCAGGAUCUACAGAACCUCUCACUGCUCUCCCUGUAUGACAACAAGAUCCAGAGUCUUGCUAAGGGCACCUUCACCUCCCUGCGGGCCAUCCAGACCCUGCAUCUGGCCCAGAACCCCUUCAUCUGUGACUGUAACCUCAAGUGGCUGGCAGACUUCCUGCGCUCCAACCCCAUCGAGACCAGUGGGGCCCGCUGUGCCAGCCCCCGACGCCUUGCCAACAAGCGCAUCGGCCAGAUCAAAAGCAAGAAGUUCCGGUGCUCAGCCAAAGAGCAGUACUUCAUUCCAGGCACUGAGGACCACCAGCUGAACAGCGAGUGCAAUAGCGACGUGGUCUGUCCUCACAAGUGCCGCUGUGAGGCCAGCAUGGUGGAAUGCUCCAGCCUGAAGCUCACUAAGAUCCCUGAGCGCAUACCCCAGGCCACGGCCGAGCUACGAUUAAACAACAAUGAGAUUUCCAUCCUGGAGGCCACCGGGAUGUUUAAAAAACUCACCCAUCUGAAGAAAAUCAACCUGAGCAACAACAAGGUGUCGGAGAUUGAAGACGGGGCCUUCGAGGGCGCAGCCUCAGUGAGCGAGCUGCACCUGACCGCCAACCAACUGGAGUCCAUCCGGAGCGGCAUGUUCCGGGGCCUGGAAGGCCUGAGGACGCUGAUGCUAAGGAACAACCGUAUCAGCUGCAUCCACAACGACAGCUUCACGGGCCUGCGCAACGUGCGCCUCCUCUCGCUCUACGACAACCAGAUCGCCACCAUCUCCCCGGGAGCCUUCGACACGCUGCAGGCCCUCUCCACGCUAAACCUUCUGGCCAACCCUUUCAACUGCAACUGCCAGCUGGCGUGGCUGGGCGACUGGCUGCGCAAGAGGAAGAUCGUGACGGGGAACCCGCGGUGCCAGAACCCAGACUUCUUGCGGCAGAUUCCCCUGCAGGAUGUGGCCUCCCCCGACUUCAGGUGUGAAGAAGGCCAGGAGGAGGGGGGCUGCCUGCCCCGCCCGCAGUGCCCCCAGGAGUGCGCCUGCCUGGACACCGUGGUUCGAUGCAGCAACAAGCACCUCCAGACCCUGCCCAAGGGCAUCCCCAAGAAUGUCACAGAGCUCUACCUGGACGGGAACCAGUUCACGCUGGUUCCAGCACAGCUGUCCACCUUCAAGUACCUGCAGCUUGUGGACCUGAGUAACAACAAGAUCAGUUCCUUAAGCAAUUCGUCCUUCACCAACAUGAGCCAGCUGACCACUCUGAUCCUCAGCUACAACUCCCUGCAGUGUAUCCCUCCUCUGGCCUUCCAGGGGCUUCGCUCCCUGCGCCUGCUGUCCCUGCAUGGCAAUGACAUCUCCACCCUCCAAGAGGGCAUCUUUGCAGAUGUGACUUCCCUGUCUCACCUGGCCAUUGGUGCCAACCCCCUGUACUGUGACUGCCACCUGCGCUGGUUGUCCAGCUGGGUGAAGACAGGCUACAAGGAACCGGGCAUUGCCCGCUGUGCCGGGCCCCCGGACAUGGAAGGCAAACUGCUCCUUACCACGCCUGCCAAGAAGUUUGAAUGCCAAGGUCCCCCCACCCUGACUGUCCAGGCCAAGUGUGACCCCUGCUUGUCCAGCCCGUGCCAGAACCAGGGUACCUGCCGCAACGACCCCCUUGUGGGGUACAGGUGUGCCUGCCCCAGCGGCUACAAGGGCCGAGACUGUGAGGUGUCCCUGGACAGCUGUUCCAGCAGCCCCUGUGGAAAUGGUGGGACCUGCCACUCACAGGAGGGCGAGGAUGCUGGCUUCACGUGCUCCUGCCCCACCGGCUUUGAAGGGCCGACCUGCGGGGUAGACACGGACGACUGUGUGGAGCACUCCUGUGCCAAUGGGGGCACCUGUGUGGACGGCGUGGGCAGCUACACCUGCCAGUGCCCGCUGCAGUACUCGGGAAGGGCCUGUGAGCUGCUGGUGGACUUCUGCGCUCCAGAUUUGAACCCGUGUCAGCAUGAGGCCCAGUGUGUGGGCACCCCUGAUGGGCCCAGGUGUGAGUGUGCGCCAGGCUACGCAGGUGGCAGCUGCACUGAGAACCAGGAUGACUGCAGGGACCACCGCUGCCAGGAUGGGGCCCAGUGUGUGGACGAAGCCAAUGGCUACUCCUGCCUCUGUACUCAGGGCUACAGUGGUCAGCUCUGUGAGACCCCUCCCAGACCACCUGCCCCCAGGAGCCCCUGUGAAGGGACUGAGUGCCAGAAUGGGGCCAACUGUGUGGACCAGGGCAACGGGCCCGUGUGCCAGUGCCUCCCAGGCUUUGGCGGCCCUGAAUGUGAGAAGCUGCUCAGUGUUAACUUCGUGGAUCGGGACACCUACCUGCAGUUCACAGACCUGCAGAACUGGCCACGGGCCAACAUCACGCUGCAGGUCUCCACGGCAGAAGACAAUGGAAUCCUGCUGUACAAUGGGGACAACGACCACAUCGCGGUGGAGCUCUACCAGGGCCAUGUGCGUGUCAGUUAUGACCCGGGCAGCUACCCCAGCUCUGCCAUCUACAGCACUGAGACGAUCAACGAUGGGCAGUUCCACACAGUUGAGCUGGUCACCUUUGACCAGAUGGUGAAUCUCUCCAUUGAUGGCGGCAGCCCCAUGACCAUGGACAACUUCGGCAAACACUACACCCUGAACAGCGACGCCCCCCUCUAUGUGGGAGGGAUGCCGGUAGAUGUGAAUUCGGCUGCCUUCCGCCUGUGGCAGAUCCUGAAUGGCACCAGCUUCCAUGGCUGCAUCCGAAACCUGUACAUCAACAACGAGUUGCAGGACUUCACCAAGACACGGAUGAAGCCAGGCGUGGUGCCAGGCUGCGAGCCCUGCCAGAAACUCUACUGCCUGCACGGCAUCUGUCAGCCCAAUGCCACCCCGGGGCCCGUGUGCCACUGCGAGGCCGGCUGGGGGGGCCUGCACUGUGACCAGCCAGCCGACGGCCCCUGCCAUGGCCACAAGUGUGUCCACGGGAAGUGCGUGCCUCUGGAUGCUCUUUCCUACAGCUGCCAGUGCCAGGAUGGGUACUCAGGGGCCCUGUGCAACCAGGCUGGGGCACCUGCAGACCCCUGUGGGGGCCUGCGGUGCCUGCAUGGCCACUGCCAGGCCUCAGCCACCAAGGGGGCACACUGUGUGUGUGACCCCGGCUUUUCGGGCGAGCUGUGUGAGCAAGAGUCCGAAUGCCGGGGGGACCCUGUCCGGGACUUUCACCAGGUCCAGAGGGGCUAUGCCAUCUGCCGGACCACGCGCCCGCUGUCGUGGGUAGAGUGCCGGGGCUCAUGUCCGGGCCAGGGCUGCUGCCAGGGCCUGCGGCUGAAGCGAAGGAAGUUCACCUUUGAGUGCAGCGACGGGACCUCUUUUGCCGAGGAGGUGGAGAAGCCCACCAAGUGUGGCUGUGCCCUCUGCGCGUAG